Messenger RNA from Stomoxys calcitrans (stable fly), 1917 nucleotides. RefSeq names its product probable cytochrome P450 28d1. The record is from RefSeq and is a predicted model, not a curated record. The transcript is spliced from 8 exons. Lineage: Eukaryota; Metazoa; Arthropoda; Insecta; Diptera; Muscidae. Bases 62 to 1603 code for a protein of 513 amino acids. Gene Ontology annotation, molecular function: monooxygenase activity; oxidoreductase activity, acting on paired donors, with incorporation or reduction of molecular oxygen; heme binding.
GAAGUUAGUUCAGUACAGUUAGUGUAAGUGGGCACGGAGAAUUUUGUGUUCAUAGAGCAAGAUGUACUAUAUCUUCUUAAGUUCAUUUUUAAUCGGAAUUGGCUGUGCCUAUGGACUCUACAAGUAUUUGACAUGGCAUUUUGAUUACUGGGUUAAAAAGAGAAUACCAGGUCCCAAACCCAAGGUAUUGUUUGGAACAUUUCCAGGCACUGUAAAUGGCAGCAGAAAUUUUAUUUAUGACCUGGAUGAAGUUUACAACAAAUUCAGCAAGAAGGCUAGAUUUAUCGGAGUAUUCAAUACGAGAAACCCCCAAAUUUUCAUUUUGGACCCAAUAUUGUGCAAAGAUAUUCUAAUCAGUAAUUUUACAUGCUUUCAAGAUAACGAGUCUUCGAAAUGGAUGGACCGGGCGAGAGAACCAAUAUCGGGUAGUAAUCCAUUCGUAUUACCCUUUGUCGAUUGGAAAGUAAAGAGGUCGGAGUUCGUACCGGGACUUACCUCUUCGAAGGUUAAAUCGAUGAUGCCCAUAAUAACUUCUAUUGGAGAUAAACUAGUGGCUCAUUUGAAAGAAAAGGUCAAAAAUGGCAAAUGCACUAUUGAUGCAAAAGAGGUAGCGUUGUAUUACACUGGCGAGGUUGUGGCAGAUGUUGUGUGGGGCGUCCAAGCCGGCAAUUUCGAAAUGCUCGAAAGAGAGGGCACCAUUCAGGAGUCACCGUUUCUUAGCAUGUCCAAGCGAAUGAUAGGCCAGACCUUUAAGGCGUUCAAAUAUUUCUUUAUCUUAGGCAUAUUUCCCUUUGUUAAAUACCUGAUAUAUGUCCGCUUUUUCCCAGAAGUAACAGACCGAUUCUUUUUGAAAUUAACUCACUCCACACUGCAGAAUAGACGAGCUUUGCUAAAGGUACCCAGAAGCGAUUUUCUCCAGCACUUAGUUGAGUUGCAGAUGAAAAAGGGUCUCAAUCUAACUGAAGUUUUGGCGCAUAUGCUGACUUUUCACUUUGAUGGAUUCGAAACAUCUGCAACAUUGAUAAGUCAUUGUCUGUUGUUGUUGGCCAGAUGUUUGGAAAAGCAAGAUCGACUUCGAGCCGAAAUUAAUGAGUAUAUGCUGACCCAUAACGACGUUGUUGAGUUCAGUGAUUUGAUGAAACUUCCCUACUUGGAGCAAUGCAUUGCAGAAACUCUUCGUAUAUUCGCCCCCUUGCCCUUUAUGGCCAAGGUAUGCACAAAUCCAUGCAUUUUAGAAAAUAACGAUGGCGUCAACCUUGAAGUACAACCUGGAGAAGUGUGCCUGAUUUCUAUACACUCAAUGCACCAUGAUGAGCAGUACUUCCCACAACCGGAGGAAUUUAUUCCAGAACGAUUUGCAGACGAGAAUGGUGGAGUAAAAAAAUAUAGGGACAUGGGCGUAUAUAUGCCAUUUGGCGAUGGACCCAGGAUAUGCCUUGGCAUGACUUUUGGCUUAGCCCAGGCAAAAGCUGCAAUAGCCGUUUUAGUGAAGCACUUUCAAUUGACCGUCAAUGGCAAGACACGCAAGGACAAUUAUCAAUCCCCUGGUGGAUUCAUUACAGGUCUUGAAGGUGGGAUUUUUAUAGACUUUGAAGAAUUAUAGUUGACAUCUAUCAUGUCUGAAGACAUUCGAUUAUGUCUUUAAGCCUAGUCCUAAGUUCAAUAUGCGCAAAAAUCUUUUCCAGAAAAGAAACUACAUUAAAAUAGACAUGUGCAGAUAAUUGAAGCAGAAUUUAUAAAGACGCAGCGACAUUUCGCGCGUUUUCACAGUUGUUCGGGCGAAAAGUCGAACUCAGCACUAGGCUUUAGGAGUUACACUUGCAAUUUCUUCGAACGCUUGUUAUAAGUUAAAAGUUUUUAAAUAAAUUUUGAACGCAACAACCGCGUUUUUUUAAGGUUUAUUUGGAGUUAAGCUGA